Molecule: messenger RNA, 1233 nt
Organism: Eublepharis macularius
Lineage: Eukaryota; Metazoa; Chordata; Lepidosauria; Squamata; Eublepharidae
Gene: BOLA3
Product: bolA family member 3
Exons: 5
Coding region: 21-353 (110 amino acids)
Source: RefSeq, a predicted model, not a curated record
CUUCCUUCUGACGUAGAGGCAUGAUGGCUGCUGCUGCUAACGGGAUUCCCCUGCGGAGGAAAGAGAUCCUUUUUCUCCUGCGCAGCACAGUGCGGAUGUUUGCUUCGCAGACUGAUGGAGAAGCCAGGGUGGCACAAGUCCUUAAAGAGAAGUUCCCUCAAGCAGCAACUAUCAAAGUGGUGGAUAUAUCAGGUGGCUGUGGAGCAAUGUAUGAAAUUCAUAUAGAAUCUGAAGAGUUUAAAGAAAAGAGAACUGUUCAACAGCACCAAAUGGUCAAUCAGGCUUUAAGUGAAGAGAUUAAAGCAAUGCAUGGACUACGGAUAUUCACUUCUGUUCCCAAGCGCAGAGACUAGGGCUGGUGAAUGGUGCACAGGAUUUAUGGAACCGGGAGGUGGUGGAAGUGCAGAAUCAGUGCUUGGAGGACAUGCAGGGCUGGCUGAGGAUGAACAAACUGAAACUUAAUCCAGACAAGAUGGAAGUACUGUGGAUUGGGGGGUAAUGCUGAUAUGGGAUUGUUCUGGAUGAAGGGUUGCACCCUCUCUGAGGUUUGCCAUUUGGAAAUACUCCUAGACUCUUCUGUGUUCCUUGAUAAAUAACUGAUGGAGGAAGCCAGGAAUACUUUUUGUCUGUUUAGGUUGGUUUGCAGAGUCAUAAACUCAUGGAUAAUGUCACAUUACUAUAACAUGUUGCAUUAUUCAGAAUCUUCAGCUGGUACAAAAUGCAGCAGCCAGAGUGCUAAGUGGGAUCUGCUGCAAUGAACGCAUUAAAACCAUACUGUGCCGACUGUGUCAGCUCCCAGUUUAUUUCCAGACCCCAUUCCAAGUGUUGGUUUCAACCCUUAAAGCCCUAAUUAGGGCAGGUCCCAAGUACCUGAUGGACCGCUUUCACCCAUACAAACCAGCUCAAGUCAUCUCUCACGAACCCAUUGUUCCAGAGACCCAAUUAUCAGGGACAUCUGGGAAGGCCUUUGGGUUCUGCCCCAAGACACUCUCUCCCUGCAAAGGUGCAGGCCUUCCACAGGAAUUUGAAGACACAUUCAUUCCAGAAGGCCUUUAAUGAUACUUAAUGAUUUUUAUUUUGCCAGAGGUUAGAAAUGGGCUUUAUUCUUUCUGCUUUUAUUUAAUUUUAAAGUUAUUUUUGUAUUCUAUAUUUUUUGUAAGCAGCUUUGUUUGUGUGUGUUUAACAGAAAAGGAGGAUACAAGUUUUCUAAAAUAAUAAAAUAUUAAAACCAUA